AUGAUACCACCGGCUAACAUCAUGCAGGACGAGAGUUUGGGCAAGAAUGGGCGCGAUCAGCACGAGACACAUCAGUCACCAGCGCCCAGUGCUAGUCAACAGGAGACAAAGAUGCAAAAGUUGAAGCGCUCCUUUUCCUUCAAAACCAAGAGAAUGCGCAGCAAGAGCGCAGACAAUUUCUUUCAGCGCAACAACAGUGAUGCCAAGCUGUCGACAGAGCUGCUCUCGGAGAUCUCUAAUGCGCCCCCGGCUAUCCCAUGUGCCCCCCCUUCCUUGGUCUACUCCCCGGGACGCCACCCCCUCGCCAUCGACCCCACCGGACACGGCUUCAUGGAGCACAUCUUUAAGAAGCCCAUCUUCUGCGACGUCUGCAACCACAUGAUCGUAGGCAACACAGCCAAGCAUGGCCUUCGCUGCAAAGCCUGCAAGAUGAGCAUCCACCACAAGUGUGAGAAAGGAGUGGGAUCGCAACGCUGCCAAGGCAAGCUGCCAAAGGGCUUUCGAAGGUACUACAGCUCCCCACUGCUGAUAACAGAGCAGUUUGGCUACAUCAAAGAAGUCAUGCCCAUUGCUUGUGGCAGUAAAGUGGACCCUGUGUAUGAAGCUCUCCGGUUCGGGACGUCUCUGGCACAGAAGAACAAGAGGGCCAGUGGUUUUGAGUCCCCCCACAGAAACUCUACCAGUGACUUGGCCCAGGUUCCAGAAGAGGCCGUCGCUCACAGCAGUCAACAUGAACUCACCAGGAAGCACAGUGAUAAUGUGUUCACAUCACUUGAGAACGGGACGGAGCCCAUUCCCUAUUGCCAUGUGGCCGAGAGGAAACCUGAUGAUUCACCGGAGAGGAGACUGCUGCAGAAGGACAUACUGCAGCUCAACACCUAUGUGGCUUUGUUCACAUUCACACCCCAGGAAAGUGAAGACCUGGAGAUGAGACCCGGAGACAGAAUCGUACUGGCGGACGACUCCAAUGAUGAUUGGUGGAAGGGCGUGAUCGAGGACAGGAUUGGUUUCUUCCCAGCAGCCUUUGCUCACCAGGUGAAGGCCGGGGACAGAGUGUUCAGGUGUCACCGGACGUUCAUCGGCUGCAAGGAGCAAGGCCAGAUCACCCUGAAGGAGGGACAGAUUUGUGUAAGCGGUGAGGAUGAACACAGCGGCUUCAUCCGAGUGGCCAGUGGAAAGAAGAGAGGCUACGUGCCCUGUGAUGUCCUGGAGAACAUCUGA
Molecule: messenger RNA, 1221 nt
Organism: Salvelinus namaycush (lake trout)
Lineage: Eukaryota; Metazoa; Chordata; Actinopteri; Salmoniformes; Salmonidae
Product: SH3 and cysteine-rich domain-containing protein-like
Exons: 12
Coding region: 1-1221 (406 amino acids)
Biological process (GO): positive regulation of voltage-gated calcium channel activity; skeletal muscle contraction; positive regulation of protein localization to plasma membrane
Cellular component (GO): extrinsic component of cytoplasmic side of plasma membrane
Molecular function (GO): transmembrane transporter binding
Source: RefSeq, a predicted model, not a curated record